This is a messenger RNA of Chaetomium strumarium, 1733 nucleotides long. Its product is annotated as nucleotide-sugar transporter-domain-containing protein. Gene Ontology annotation, biological process: pyrimidine nucleotide-sugar transmembrane transport. Gene Ontology annotation, cellular component: Golgi membrane. Gene Ontology annotation, molecular function: UDP-galactose transmembrane transporter activity. Bases 167 to 1570 code for a protein of 467 amino acids. The transcript has 5 exons. Lineage: Eukaryota; Fungi; Ascomycota; Sordariomycetes; Sordariales; Chaetomiaceae. The record is from RefSeq and is a predicted model, not a curated record.
CCUUUCGGCAACAACAGAAUUUUGCGACUACAGGUGCAUUGCUUGCAACAGAGGGGUAGCAUUAUUCUCCGCCGAGAAUCACAUCCUCGAUUUGCCGUGAAGAAGACACAUUCUGCGGAGUUGCCGGCCAACAGCGGCCACAUGCCCUUAAAGCGCUACCCGCAAGAUGGCGGCCCACAGUCCCAAGAUCCCAACGGGGCCAACGUUGCUCGGCAUGCCCUUGAAGCAGGCAUCGCUACUCACACUGAUGUUGCAAAACUCGGCACUGAUCUUGAUCAUGCAUUACUCUCGAAUAAUGCGACCGCCGGGCGAUCAUCGCUACUUUGCCUCGACCGCCGUCUUACUCAAUGAGAUCAUCAAGCUCGCGAUAUCGCUAACGCUCUCGAUGCACGAGGUCUCGAGGAGUCUGGCGCCACAAACGCCCGUGACGGUGAUCUUCGAACAGAUAUACCACUCGGCCUUCUCGGGGGAUGGCUGGAAGCUCGCGAUUCCGGCGGUGCUGUACACGUUGGAGAAUACAUUACAAUAUGUGGCCCUGAGCAACCUGGAUGCGGUCCAUUUCCAGGUUCUCUACCAGUUAAAGAUCAUCACGACGGCAGUCUUCACGAUCACCCUGCUCGGGCGCACGUUCGGCGCUCGGCGCUGGCUAUCGCUUAUUGUGCUCACGGCCGGCGUCUCGAUCGUCUCUCUCCCCUCGUCAAAUGCUAAAGACCUGGCGUUGGAUAUUCACGACUUCAGUGAUCACUUCUUCCCCCGAUCCGUCCAUGAGCUGGGGCAGAUGGCCGGGGAUGUUGCAGAAGCGGCCAACGACUUGACGAAACGGAGUGUCACGGGGCUGGUCAACGAGCUGACGCGGCGGUCUGCGACGUAUGAGGGCAUCGCGGAGGACUUGGACGGGACCCCGAAGAUGAACUACUCGAUUGGACUGACUGCGGUUCUGGUGGCAGCCGUUGUGUCUGGGUUGACGGGGGUCUACUUCGAGAAGAUCCUCAAGGACUCGGCCACGCCAGCCUCUGUCUGGACAAGGAAUAUCCAGCUGUCUUUCUACUCGCUGUUCCCGGCGCUGAUCAUCGGCGUCAUAAUAAACGACGGGGAAGAGAUCGCUAAACACGGGUUCUUCGACGGGUACAACGCUGUCGUGUGGUUAGCAAUCGUGUUCCAGGCGAUGGGCGGGCUGCUGGCUUCGCUUUGCAUCAACUACGCAGACAACAUCGCCAAGAACUUCGCCACCAGCAUCAGCAUCGUCAUCAGCUUCCUGUUCAGCGUGGUCUUCUUUGACUUCGAGGUCUCACUAUCGUUUGUCGUUGGCACAGCUAUGGUCAUAACAGCGACCUACCUGUAUAGCCUACCCGAGCGGAAGCGUGCUCGGCCGCCGCCGAUCAAUAUCGUCAGCUACGAGAAGACCACGGUGGUUGAAGGGACACCGCGGUAUCUCGACCAGGAUAAGCUCGGCGUGAACCCGCUGGACGCUGCGCCCCGCGGUGCAGGGCUGUCGUCGUCCAGGCCAGCGUCGCCGCUCAUGUUCCAUGAACGGUCUCAUUCGAAUAGGGGGCGGAGGGGCGAUGAUUGAGGAUAUGAGCUCUGUCGGGCGCGUCGGCUACGGGUUACGACUUUUAAGUGCGGAUGUAGUGGGUGUCGCAGUGGGGUUAACAAGAACCCUCCCUUGAAUGGAUGGUUCGGACGGGGAUAGGCGCUUAUGAGGUCUGAGUUAAAACGGCACACCAGGGGCGGUA